UCCUCCUCAGGGGGGUUGUGUCUCUCCUACCUCCCGUCCUCUCCUCUCAUUCACGCUGCUGCUUAACAAAGGAGACAAAAACAGAGGAUGAUGGUUCCUCAGACAACAAGCCUGUCAGAGAAACAAUAAGAAACUAAAUCACUGGCUUGGAUUAUUGUCGACAUUAUCUAUAAAGUGAACAUUUAACGGCGUGUUUUCUGAGUUUAAAGAGCGGAGAGGUAGCUGCACCCUGGAGCGGGUUUAACUCAGAGACCCUUUCCGAGCUCACUAUGUUGGACUAGAAGCGAAACACCCAGACAUGUCUGAGUAAAAUGGUGUUGAUGAUAUGCUCACACUGACCUUUUCCUGUCCUGACCUCUGAUUGGUCAGGGCUGGCAGUGAACGCACCAAAAUAAAAGACUCCAGCCAACAUGUCUGUUCAGGAAGCACCUCAGCGACCCCUGUCUCCUUUGCCCCUCAAACCUGAGCCCAAACCCAGACCAGAGAUCCCCCCAAAACCAUCGACUCACCCCGACUCCCCUCCUCAGGGAGACAGGAGCAGCAGUACCAGCCUCUCAGGAGGCAAAGUCAGGAGGAUUGUGGACAAGUUUACCAAAAGAGAAUCUCUUGAACUGGAGGAAAAUCCCACCAAUGGUGCGGUGGAAGUUCAGUCAUGUCGGCGGUUCAAAAGGCCGCCGACGAUAAAGCCCAAACCAAAUCGGGCCAGCCUGCAGCUUCAGCUUGGAAGAGAGCAGGCGCCUCCGCUGCCUUUGAAGAGAAGCCGCUUCCCACCUAAGAAGAAAGAGAGCGUGGGAGGAGAAGAGGGGGACAGCAUCACCGUGGAAGGAGGAAGAUCAGAUCCUGAUGGAAGAGAAGUGGAGGUUCAGACAAUAGCAGGAGGUGAAGCAGAGGUGGAGCUCAGUCCAAGCACGCCUCUCAGCCCCUCCUGUGACCCGGGCUGCACCUGCGUGUGUCACCUCCAGUGGCCAGGCAUGAAACUAGUAUGGGUGCCUGUGGACGCUGUGGAGGGUGAAGAAGUUGGAGAUGAGGAGGAGAUAGAUGAGGAGGAACUCAGGGACGAGGAGUGGGUGGAGGAGGUAGAAGAGGAGGUAGAGGAGGAGGAGGAGGAGGGGGAAGAGAGGGGAGGGGAAGGGGAUGAGGUGGACAGGACUUCUGUGGUUGAAGAGAGCGAACUUUUGAAACAGGACAAAGUAAAAUUUCAUCAUUCUUUGGGGGUUUUGUUGGCGGAUGGUCACAGGAGGCGAUCAGACCCGGGCCCUCACUCUGUUCUGGCCUCACUUUCUGUCACUCGCUCUCAGUCUCCUCCUGUACCUCCAAAACAGACACAGUCCACCCACCAUAGACCCCUACUUGAAGAAGAAGAGAGUAUUUACGAGGCCACUCUGCCUGUGGUCGAACCCCCUCCAAGAAAGACUCCUCCUGCGUGCAAAGAGCUGGACAUCCCGCUCAUUACAGUAAGAAAACCAGCCCGUCGCUCCAAGCUGUCCUACAGCACCUCAGACCCCACGUCAGAGUUUCAGAACGACAUGGAACCUGCCUUGAGCCCGGACGACCUGCCGCCUGCCAUCCCGCCCAGGAUGCCUCUGAAUCAGGACAGCCGCAGCCUCACGCCUGUUCAUCGUGCAGGCAUCCCUCUCCCCCAGCCCACAGUGGAGGAAUGGCGCAACCUGCGGCCGUCAUCCCCCAGCAGCUCCACCGGCAGCGGCCUGAGCCCCCAUCGAGCCAUCACUCCACCUCCAGCCAGCCCUCACAGAGCACCGCCUCCCCCGCCUAAGACAGACCCGAGGAGGCUGAGCAGCGCCUCGCUGCAGUCGCUCACACAGAAGAAAGAAGGAGGAGAGAACGGAGAUAAUGAGGACACAGCCGAAGAAAUACCCCUCGGCAGAAGAGGGUCUUUCAGCUGGGAGUCUCGGCUGCAGGAUGAGCCUCUGUACCAGACGUACCGCGCCACCGUCAUCACCAAGGAGAUCCGACGCCAGACGGUUUGCCGUAACAUCAGUAAAACCAGCGCGGACUAUGCUAUGGACUGGACAGCCCGUCGCUCCGGGGCUAGCACUGGUCCUGGCACUGGUACAGGGACUGGAACUGGAACUGGAAACGGAACACUCAGGAGCAGCCCUGUGCCCACACCGUGUCAGAGCACCCUAUGGCAAGACCUCCAGAAUAUCCGGGACAGCGGAGUGCUGGAGCAGCUCACCCCUGAGCAGUGCAAGUACCAGGAGAGUAUGUUUGAGGUUUUGACAUCAGAGACCUCUUACCUCCGAUCCCUGCGAGUUCUGACCGAACACUUCCUGGACAGCCGAGACCUGGAAGACACGAUGAUCAUCAGAGAGAAGAAAACCCUCUUCUCUAACAUCCUGCGGGUCAGGGAGGUCAGCGAGAGGUUCUUGAUAGACCUGGAGGAACGCAUUUUCAAGGAGCUGGUCUUCGCUGAUAUCUGUGACAUUAUCCACUAUCACGCCCAGCACAACUUCCCUGCCUACAUCGACUACGUCCGCAACCAGAUCUACCAGGAGAAGACCUACACAUUGCUAAUGAAAAACAACGUGCAGUUUGCUUCGGUCAUCACUCGUCUCCAGGAGUCGCCUCAGUGCCAGCGGCUUCCCUUCAUGUCCUUUUUGCUGCUGCCUUUCCAGCGAAUAACUCGCAUCAAGAUGCUCAUUGAGAACAUCCUGAAGAGAACAAAGGAGAGGACCAACGAGGAGCAGACGGCUUCCAAGGCUUUGGCCUCAGUGUCGAAGAUCAUCGAUGAGUGUAACACACAGGUUGGAAAGAUGAGGCAGAUGGAGGAGCUGAUCCACGUCUCUCAAACACUGGAGUUUGACAAGCUCAAGAAAGUCCCGCUCAUCUCCCAGACUCGAUAUCUGGAGAAAAAAGGAGAGCUGCAGGAAAUGUCUAAAGGAGCGACUCUCUUCAACAUGAGAGGAAAGUUCACACCCAUCUACCUCUUCCUCUUCAACGAUCUGCUCAUGAUCACCGCCAAGAAAGGAGCGGAGCGUUUCGUGGUAGUCGACCACGCCCACCGCUCUCUGGUGCAGGUGCAGCCAGUAGAAGAAAGUGGGAGCUGCGGCCCCCUGGAGCACUGCUUCAACCUCACACUGCUGGAAAACCACCAGGGACGCAUGAUGGAGAGGCUGAUCAAAGCUCCAUCUCAGUCAGACAUGCACAGGUGGAUGGCAGCUUUCCCAAACCCCACCAACCCCGACAGAGACGACGAUGAAGUGAUUUACGAGGACUGGGAUUGUCCUCAGGUGCAGUGUGUGGAGCCGUAUGUUGCCCAGCAGGCAGACGAGCUCACCCUGGAGCCCACUGAGAUCAUCAACGUCAUCCGUAAAACCAACGAGGGCUGUUACGAAGGAAUCCGUCUGUCAGACGGUCAGAAGGGUUGGUUCCCCGUCAACAAUGUCAUAGAGAUCACCAACGAGCAUGUGAGGCGGAGGAACCUGCGAGAGCGCUACAGAGUCAUGCAGGCGGCAAGCAUUGUUGCAAAGGCCAACACCAACCACUAGGAUCGACGAAUCCAGGAUGUUUACACCUUUGUUUACAAGUGGACCAUGUACAAAGUUUAGUCAAGGAUGUAGGCCACUAUCAGACAAGGUACAAAACAGAAGAUUUACGAUCAGAAGACUAAAGAUCUGCUAACACCACCUUAUCUUUACUACAGGAGUGCCUAAUUGUGCACUUACUGUAAGCAGCUGGGAGUGUGAGGUAGAUCAUUAACUGACACUUAUAACCAACUUGUGCAUGUGUGUGUUAGAUAACAGUGUCUUGCAGCAUCACACCUUCAGAGAUGACCUCCUCUUUAGAGCAUGUAGCCGUAUGUUAACAUAUGAAAGGCUCAGCAUUCUACGCAUUACUUUGAGACUGCAGAACUGUCAGAUCUGCUGCCAAGAAAAGAUGGAGGCGGGUCCUGCAAACACCUCUUAUGUAAUAACUGUCACAGGUGCACACAAGGGAAAUCCUAUCAUUCCUGCCGCAAUCAGUUGCAAAGGAGCCAAGAAUACAGGAAGUGACACGUUGAAUUGUAGAAUUACCUUGUAAGAUAAAAAAAAAACACCAACUGAAAUUCAAGUGUUCACAUUUUCUCAUGAAUUUAUCUCACAACAAGACAAAUCUAAUCAGGAAGUGCCUUUUAAAUAAAGUCAAAACACAAUGAAUAUUUAAGACUUCCAUUAAGAUCACAGAGACUUUGAAAGUGCAUGGAAAUCUAAGCUAACCUGUAUUGCCGUUACAGUUUUGUGCUGUCCACUAGCUUGUGCCAUUUUGGAAUAAAUCUGUAGUGCCCCCUGCUGCUGCUUGUUGUCAUGGAAGAUGGGGUAUUUGUGGAUCAUGCUGAAAAUGUAUAUUACAAUGUAAAUACUGAGUCCCCACUCCCUCCAAACAGUGAUGGUGCUUUUAAUAAAAAAUGACUCUUUUUAG
This is a messenger RNA of Notolabrus celidotus (New Zealand spotty), 4419 nucleotides long. Its product is annotated as ephexin-1. Lineage: Eukaryota; Metazoa; Chordata; Actinopteri; Labriformes; Labridae. The record is from RefSeq and is a predicted model, not a curated record. Gene Ontology annotation, biological process: activation of GTPase activity. Gene Ontology annotation, molecular function: protein binding; guanyl-nucleotide exchange factor activity. The transcript has 16 exons. Bases 411 to 3509 code for a protein of 1032 amino acids.